AUUGAAGUCGCAACGUUUCGCCUGUAUGACAAGAUUGGCGUGGCUGGUCUGGCUCUGGUCAAUCUUGUGGAGGUGGAGGAAUUGACCGAGCCGUUACCCUCUCACCUUGUUAAGGCUAAGUAAUACAAGAACAAGUCUCCUGAAAGGAGAGGAAAGAUCCGAUUGGACGUCGGUCAUUUGGCAACGACUUUACUCCGGUCACCUGCCUCUGUGCUCGUUGACUUUAAACACAGGUUUUUGCCCAUCAUCCUCGGAGGCGAGCAGCAGGUGCCGGUGGGGCUCGUUGUGCAGGAUCCAUAACCUAACCUAACCUCCUGUUUCUUAAGAAUAGAUACCCCCUGUCGUGCCUACUUGUGGGUAAAAAGAGCAAGGCGAUCGUUUGCGUUUGGCUUAAUAUGUUGCUUCUAGACAAAUUGUGAAAGCUCUUCUAACCUCCAGGAUCCCAACGGGAACUACGCACGUCGCACACGAGCCUUCUUCGAAACAACAUCAGAAAUGCACACGCGCAUGCUCGUUAGAGAAGGGGUAUUUGCACACGAAGACGAGGUGCAGAACUUCUACAACCCGGAUGAAGCGGAUCUUCUACCCGCUAGCAGAAAUAAAAAUAAUUAUGUUGGCGGUGGAGGAACUUCCAGAAGUAUUCGCGCCGGUCGUGGUGGUGGAACAUCAGUCCUUGAGCAGC
Molecule: messenger RNA, 682 nt
Organism: Amoebophrya sp. A25
Lineage: Eukaryota; Dinophyceae; Syndiniales; Amoebophryaceae
Source: the annotation of a GenBank genome assembly